CCCGCCCGGCGGUCCCGGCUCAUGGCGGCGUUUCCGCUGCGGGCGGCACCACCAUGAACUACAUGCCCGGUACCGCCAGCCUCAUCCAGGACAUCGACAAGAAACACCUGGUCCUGCUGCGGGACGGCCGAACGCUCAUCGGGUACCUGCGCAGCAUCGACCAGUUCGCAAACCUGGUGUUGCACCAGACCGUGGAGCGCAUCCACGUGGGCAAGAAGUAUGGGGACAUCCCACGAGGCAUCUUUGUUGUGAGAGGAGAGAACGUUGUUCUGCUGGGGGAAAUAGACCUGGAGAAGGAGAGUGACACCCCCCUGCAGCAGGUAUCCAUCGAGGAGAUCCUGGAGGAGCAGCGUGUGGAGCAGCAGGCCAAGCAGGAGUCAGAGAAGCUGAAGGUGCAGGCACUGAAGGAAAGGGGCCUCUCCGUGCCCCGGGCAGACACCCUGGACGAGUAUUAGGGGUGCUGCCCCUGGGACCCUUCCUCCAUGGCAGAGCCAGGGGUGCUCUGUGACCCCGCCAGUGCCCGGGCAGGUCUCUUGGGAAAGGCGGUUUUUAUUUCCAGAUGGUGUUUUCUGUGGCACAGGUAACUGGUGAACAAACGAUGCCUUUGGUUCCUCCUGGUGGAGAAGGAGGAGAGGAGGUGUUGGGCUGUCCUCAGAGGCAGCCAGGAGUGCUGGGGAGCCACGAGUGUUUGUGUUCAGGAGGUGAAUCCCGGGGUCCUUCGGGUUUAUUUGCUUUUUUUCCUCCUCCUUCUCUCGUGACUCCGGGUGAGAGUUUUUCCUUGAUGUGUAAAUAAAUCCUUGAUCU
Messenger RNA from Calypte anna (Anna's hummingbird), 804 nucleotides. It is a transcript of the gene LSM1, whose product is annotated as LSM1 homolog, mRNA degradation associated. The transcript is spliced from 4 exons. Bases 54 to 455 code for a protein of 133 amino acids. The record is from RefSeq and is a predicted model, not a curated record. Gene Ontology annotation, cellular component: P-body; Lsm1-7-Pat1 complex. Gene Ontology annotation, molecular function: RNA cap binding. NCBI's taxonomy places the organism in Eukaryota, Metazoa, Chordata, Aves, Apodiformes, Trochilidae. Gene Ontology annotation, biological process: deadenylation-dependent decapping of nuclear-transcribed mRNA.